This is a messenger RNA of Anopheles bellator, 1052 nucleotides long. RefSeq names its product ubiquinone biosynthesis protein COQ4 homolog, mitochondrial (gene Coq4). The transcript has 5 exons. The record is from RefSeq and is a predicted model, not a curated record. Gene Ontology annotation, cellular component: mitochondrion; mitochondrial inner membrane. The coding region runs from base 103 to 933 and encodes 276 amino acids. Gene Ontology annotation, biological process: ubiquinone biosynthetic process. NCBI's taxonomy places the organism in Eukaryota, Metazoa, Arthropoda, Insecta, Diptera, Culicidae.
ACAUAGGCCAAAAGAAACAGCAAGUGGGUGACCAUAAUUGUUUUGAAAUUGUUUAUACAUUCGCCUAAGAGUUCACGUUAACCAGGGUAAAGCGAAGUUAAAAUGCUACAACUAUGCCCUCGUUUGGUAUCGAAACCAAUUAUUAAUUAUUAUACCAAUUAUCGAAUGUUGACGACUUCAUACGCCCGGAUACAAUCUGCAACCGUUCCCUCCGAUGGCAAAACAAACGAUGACCAAGUGGUGGACCAGUUUACCCAGGAGUUUCUGCGAAAUCAGAUCAAGGUUAGCGAACUACAAAGACUUAUCCUUAGCGUUGGAAGUUCAAUGGCUGCUUUGAUUGAUCCGCGAAGACAUGAUAUGAUCGCUUGUUUAGGAGAAACCACUGGCAGAGAGGCACUUGAGAAUAUAAAACAUGUCAUGGAAGCUAAUGAAGAAGGUCGGCAAAUUCUUUUAGAAAAGCCGCGCAUUAACACACGUACAGUGGACAUGGAAGCAUUGGAACGGCUUCCGGAAAAUACUUUCGGCCAUUUGUACGUCACAUUCAUGAAGGAAAAUAAUAUCACACCUGACUCACGGAUGGAGACCCGAUUUCUUGACGAUCCGGAGCUCGCGUACGUUAUGACACGCUAUCGCGAAACUCACGAUAUGGUCCAUGCUGUUUUUGGUAUGCCAACUAAUAUGCUGGGAGAGGUAACGAUCAAAUGGAUCGAAGCGCUCAAUACGGGUCUUCCCAUGUGUUACGGUGGCGCCGUUUUUGGGGCAUUCCGACUUCGCCCCAAACAACGUCAAAACUAUCUUCGACAGUACCUGCCUUGGGCACUUAGAAGUGGAAGGCGCAUCAGGCCCCUGAUGACGGUGUACUGGGAGAAAAGGUGGAAACAAGAUAUCACCGAGUUACGCAAAGAACUUAACAUCGAACUAAUAAAGUGUUGAUCCUGCCAGAGUACUUCGCCAGUAGUGUAAUGAUUUUUUUUCUAAUUAAAACAAUGUCUUUUGUUAUUUCAACAAAUUACCUUUUUGCGCUGUAUCAUAUAACGUGUUAGUUGUAUCAA